GUUAACAUGGAAGUGAGAGGUGUGUGAUGGCGAAGCAGGAGUAAAGCUAGAUAUCCGUUCAACACGACUGUCAGUUAAUUUGUUUACACGCAUCUACAGUUAUCAUAAUAUGAUCAGAGGUGGAGAGUAACGAAGUACUAUCCUGCUUAGACGACUAGUUUUGGACAGGUUGUUUAAAAAACUGCAGUAUGUAUAUACCCACUCUGCCUCAACCCUUCACCUGGAUCGUCCACGUUUCAUCUGCACGCAAAACAUUCCGAUCAUUCUGGAAGUGCAACCUAUAGAGAGAAGAAACCGGCAUAACUCAGAUAGACAAGCAAACAGUCAUUUGAAAGAAGUCCUUAGUUAAUAAAAUGGAACUUGGGAAUCGAGAGGAAUACGUUCACAGGGAAAGACCAUGUUUUAAGAAGUUGUUUAUUGGAAUGUGCCUUGGAAUUAUAUGCUCUCUGGUGAUAUGGUCUUUUGUGUUUAAAGAAAGAGAGAAUCAACCUCCACACAGCUUUUUGUUACAGUCACCAAAAAUCUCAUUUAACCCUAAAUUUGGAAUCACCUCAGAAAGUAAUUCCAGUUUAAUCCAGGGUCUCUAUUGGGCUGGACCAGGCACAAUCAUUACAAAUAUCUCCAUAUCUACAAGUCCAGCUCACUCCACAUUCAUCAUUCAGAAUCUGAAAGACAGCUACCAAAUAGGGGAGGAGCUUUAUGUUACGAUCCAUGCGAGAGAUUUUAACAAUAAUCCCAAACCUUAUGGAGGGGACUUCUUUCAAGCAAAGCUGUUCUCAUCCAAAACUCCAGAAAAGGCCAGUGUGUUUGGGGAGGUGCUGGACUUGCUCAACGGCUCUUACUCUGUACGUUUUCUUCUGCCGUGGGUGGGACAAGCACAAGUGGCUGUGCGUCUGAUCCACUCGAGUGAAGCUGUGCAGGUCCUCAAGCAUCACAGAGAAACUAAUUCUGACAGAGUUUCUUUCCUCGGAUAUUUUGAAGGACCAGGGGUGAAUGGGAUUAGGCUAAAAGAAACUGUAAAGUGCAAUGUUAAGUGGGACAAGAAUGGACUGGAGAGGGUAAAAAAUGUAGAGUGCUGUUGUGAAUACCUAGAUUCUCGCACCGGAGAGGAAUGGCGCUGCCAGAAACCCAAAUCUCUGCCAUGCGGUGCCCGUGUAUACCACUCCUUUGGAGAGUAUAUCAACUUCCUGACCCCUCAGGAAGCAAAGAUUUUGGCCCCAAGCAACAAAGGUAUCGAUGGACAAAAAAGCAUAAUCAAUGUCCUUCCUUCUAAUAAAACUAUGAAAAUUGAUGUUAGAGAGAAAUGUCGUCCUGGUUUGCACACACCGGUUCCAGCUGGCUUUUACCUGAAUGAUGUGUGGACGUCCUUUGUGUGUAAAACUCGUGAAUUUACAACCCAAACGGCAACACAGUGUCUGAAGGACAAACUCAUCUACUUGAUGGGAGAUUCUACCAUGAGACAGUGGUUCGAGUUUUUAGAGAAAAGUGUCCCAACAUUGAAGCAGAUGAACCAGCAUGUUCAGUAUAAGGCAGGUCCACUGAUAGCAGUGGAUGUGAUGAACAACAUUUACUUACGCUGGAGGGCUCACGGUAUUCCUCUGCGCUUUGAGAAAACAGAAAUGACUAAUCUGCGCUACAUCAGUAAUGAGAUUGAUGACAUGACGGGAGGACCUCAUACUGUUGUUGCAUUUCACGUGGGGAUCCACUUCACGUCAUUUCCAUUAGAUGUCUUCACCAAGAGAGUCUUGAGGAUCCGCAGAGCUGUCCUAGAUUUAUUACAGCGAGCACCGGAAACUACUGUUAUCGUCAAGACUGUCAACACUGGAUACAAGGAUGUGUUUACCAGCGACUGGUAUUCUCUUCAGUUGGACAAAAUUCUGCGGUGGGCUUUUCAGGAUGUUGGUGUUUAUAUUUUGGAUGUAUGGCAAAUGACAUCCUGUCACUACACCGGAGAUAACCUUCAUCCAAGCCCUAUCAUAAUCAAGAAUGAAAUUGACAUUUUACUUUCUUUUACUUGCCCUGAAUGAAUUUUUCCCAUGAGUUUGAACUGUCUGUUAAAAGGUUAUGUUUCACUUUUACUUGAUUCGAUUUUUCUUUCAUUCAUUUACAACAUUGUAAAGACAUCAGGUUUACGGCCUUAUAUAUAGUUUGACUGAGAUCUAAUAACUACUUUUUUAGAGUAAUGUUGUUGGUGGAAUCCAUCACAUCAUUGCAAAGUCUCUUUUGACUUGCUGAAGCAAAGGCUUUAGCAUUAGCCGUUAUGCUUUUAUGCCCAAAUGUUGUAGGAUUAACAUCACGCGGCUUUGGCUUCUCCCUUCUCAGCAUUGUUUGGUGUACACUUCACUUAUCUGAUAUAAUUAAAGGUAGAUGAAACGC
Triplophysa dalaica is the source of this 2376-nucleotide messenger RNA. Its product is annotated as NXPE family member 3-like. The coding region runs from base 354 to 2027 and encodes 557 amino acids. The transcript is spliced from 9 exons. The record is from RefSeq and is a predicted model, not a curated record. Lineage: Eukaryota; Metazoa; Chordata; Actinopteri; Cypriniformes; Nemacheilidae.